UACCACAAUCAAGCUCUCACUUUUAAUCCAAAGAGUCUCUCUAUCGAGUAGGGUAGCCCUAUUACCGCAAAACAAUAGAACUAUCUGACUCUGUCCAAUAAUGAACGAUUAAUUUUGUCAGGGUCAUCAUUACACAGCAAAAUGCUCAUAAAUUACGCCAAGAGCUAGCGAGCGCAUCAGGCAAGUGGGACAAGCAAGCACAGACGCCUAAAAAUAGUAGCCUGGGAUCCCAGAAAAAUUGAAGGGAAGACAAUCGACAAGAAGGCGUCAGAAAUUAUCUACGUCAGACGUCAGCAUAUUUGCCAACGUUUGUUGGGUUUGUGUCGUCGGACAAGAUUUCCUAACGAAACUGCGGCUUUUUGACUGUCUUUAGAAAGCAAAAGCUUGGUAGGAACAGGAAGGCCCGUUUAGGUCACAGAUGUCUUUAAUAUGGGAUACCGUCGGGUCCCUAGGUCCUGCCUGGAUCUUAGGGAUCACCCUUGUUGUUAUUCUUGGGCUUUGGAUCUCAACCAAAAAGAAAGAGGGGCGGAAUCCUUUUGAAGUGGACGCCGUCUGCCCGCGAGCCCCACUGGUUACCGACGAAAAGGAGAGGAAAAAGGUGCUAAAGCAAGGGUUUACCGCCGCCAAAGUUCCCCAGAACCUUGAUGUCAUUGUCGUUGGUAGCGGUAUGGGUGGGCUGACUGUAGCCGCCAUCUUGGCCAAGGCAGGGAAAAAAGUUCUGGUCCUGGAACAACACGACCAAGCGGGAGGAUGCUGUCAUUCCUUUACCGAAAAAGGUUUUGAGUUUGACACAGGCAUCCACUACGUGGGGGAGAUGGGUGAGGAUGACCUCCCGAGGCUACUGUGUGACCAGCUGACCCGAGGCCAACUACACUGGUCAAAGCUGGACGACGAAUAUGACGUGGUGGCGAUAGGACGAGGAACCGAAGUUAAGUACUAUACAAUAAAAGGCGGCAACGACAACGUGUACUUCGAGCACUUGAAGUCACAAUUUCCACAAGACACGGAGGCCAUUGAUAGAUAUAAGGAUCAUGUUUUGAAAUCUUCCGGAUCCUUUGGGGGAGUAAUCCUUAUGAAAAGCUGGCCUCGCUGGCUGACACGAUUCCUCAUUAGGUCAGGUCUCGUGCAUUGGUUCAUUCCGUACUUCAUGUACACAAGAGUCACACUACAGACCAUUCUAGAUAGCAUUUCAGAUAAUGAGACUCUGAAAUGUGUUCUUGCAUACCUCUUUGGAGAUUAUGGUUGUGUCCCAAGUCUUUCAAGUUUCUCGACACACGCCGGGGUUGUCCGGCAUUUUGUCAACGGUAGCUGGUAUCCGUAUGGCGGUAGCAGUGAGGUGGCAUUCCACAUGAUUCCUACAAUAGAGGGUGCUGGUGGCAAGGUUCUCGUAAGGGCCCCUGUGAAAAGGCUUUUGACAAAUAGCAAAGGUCAUGUCGUUGGAGUCAAGGUGGAAAAGUCAAAAUCUGGAGAUGAGGUGGACAUCUUUGCACCUCUUGUCAUAUCAGACGCUGGCGUUCUAAACACGUUCACGUCGUUGCUCCCCAGGGAAAUCGCGGAGACCUCACCUCUUUAUCCAUACAUAAAGAACAAAGACCUGUGCUCUGGUUCUUCGUGUAUCACUGUGUUCGUUGGACUAAGAGGCAGCAAAGAGGAGCUGGGACUAAAAGCAAGAAAUAUUUGGAUCUUUCCCGAUCAGGAUAUUGCUGUGUCCAACUAUUCAGCGGCUAAAACGGCCAAAGAUGCUUCCGAGAGACAGGUGCCAGUGUUGUUCUUUUCGUCCCCAUCAGCCAGGGAUCCCAGUUGGGAGGAACGGUUUCCAGGUCGUUCAAACUGCAUAGUGAUAGCCCCAGCGGAAUGGGCAUGGUACGAUGAGUGGGAAAAAGGGCGAGUGAACCACCGCGGAGAGGACUACGAGGACCAGAAGAUGAUUCUUGCCAACAAAAUCUGGGAGUCGACGCUGUCCUACCUGCCUCAGCUGAGGGAUAAGAUAAAUAGACAUGUACAGUCAUUUGGUUCUCUGUCAAAUGUUGAAAUUGUGCCUGUAAUAUCUGCCAUCCUAGUAGAGGGCAGUCUACAUGUAUCCAUUAUGUUAUUCAAGGUUGAAUACAUGACAGUCGGCUCCCCGCUGACCAACAAGUAUUAUUACGGCGCGCCACGCGGGGAGUUGUACGGCCUGGAAGAAAACAGGGCGCGGUGCUCUGCCGAAAUAUCAACGGAGCUCCGUCCAGACGUUGGCAUUCCAGGUUUACUGCUAACAGGUCAAGACGUCCUAACAUGCGGAGUGGUCGGAGCACUGUUUGCAGGCCUGCUGACAGCAGAAGUGGUCCUUAAUAGAAAACUCUUCCAAGACGUUCUCAGUCUCCAGAAAGCUACAAAGAAAAAUUCUCGAAAAUAAGCCUUGCUCGAGGUCAACAUAGUCACCACUAGGUUUACUACACGAAGCGCUUGCUUGGUCAGAAAUAUUUCUAUGGCAACUCGGCUUUUGUUAACAAUUGACGGCAGCUCCAAAGCGUGUAGGCUGCUCCUGUUUAAAAACCGCCAUGUGUGCACGAUUAUCACACUCAGACCAUCAUUAGCAAAUUUGAUUGAAGUUUAAAUGCAUAGAUAUAUUUGAAUAAGUGAAUUACAAACAAGAAUAUGCGGCAGAACUGCGAAUGGAGCGGCAAAUACUGUUGAAGCAUUCAA
Lingula anatina is the source of this 2685-nucleotide messenger RNA. Its product is annotated as all-trans-retinol 13,14-reductase. The record is from RefSeq and is a predicted model, not a curated record. NCBI's taxonomy places the organism in Eukaryota, Metazoa, Brachiopoda, Lingulata, Lingulida, Lingulidae.